AUGGACGAGGACCCCGGCCCGCUGCCCGUCGACGACGACAUCCGCCCAUUCGGCGACGGCACCGUUGCACAGACACGUCCUGGGUUUGCUUCACAGCGGCCAGAGACGCAGCUCCGGCGUACCGGGCGCGGCGGCUUCGAUUUAGUACAGCUGUUGGUUCGUCUUACAGGCAGGCGCCCGCCCAGGAGCAACCUGGAACUGCGCGAUGCCCUCUCGCGAGGUGAACUCGGCCACGCCGCCGAGCUUGGUCGCUCAAGGCUUGGAGGAGCACCAGGCGCCGCCUCAUGCGUCCUCGUGUUCCCCGAGUCGCAUCAACAAGUGCCUCUAGCCUCGGUAUCCCGUGUUUCCUUCUGCACCUGCCGACGUCACCAGAACGUCGGCUGCCAGCCCGAUGCGCGGCCGACCGUGGAGGCAGGGUCCUCCCCACGGCCCUGCCCGCGUGGCCGUGACGCCUCUUCUUCGGCGCGAAUGCUGGCGCGCUCGUGCCGGAUAGCAAACCCGGUGGCAGCUCCGCCGCUUUUGUUGCGAGCGGUCAGUGCCUCCAGAGUGCUUUGUGCCAUGGGCGCCUCUUCCGCAGAGGGCACAGGCCAUGACCCACGGGCUUCGUCAAGAGGACCCGGCCUGGAUGCGACGUCUUCUUGA
Molecule: messenger RNA, 642 nt
Organism: Purpureocillium lilacinum
Lineage: Eukaryota; Fungi; Ascomycota; Sordariomycetes; Hypocreales; Ophiocordycipitaceae
Source: RefSeq, a predicted model, not a curated record